AUUCUUGUUUGCUUACACAGAGCUUGUUCAGUGGGGAAUUAUCUUGUUAAGAUCUAAUCAUAUACAGUGUGUGUGUGGUGUAAAUAUAUGGCCAUUUAAAAUUUAGAUACAGAAUGUGGAGGUCAUUGUAGGAACCUUCUGUGCCUCAGCAAGUGUGAAUGAAUUAUCAGACUGCUUUCAUUCCUUCCUCACUGUCCACAUUACUACUUGCAGCUGGGAGCUAUGCCAUAAGUUACCUUUAUAUUAGCAUUGAAAAUUCCAAGGUUUUGAAAACAAAAUAUUUCUUCUUUUGCUCCCAGUUUUUUUUUUUUUUUUUUGUAGGCUAUAAAAACAUAAAAUGUGUCUGGUGAUCAGAAACUGUCCGAGAUGUUAGAAAUUUGUUAAGCCAGGAAAAAAUCCUCAAAAUUAUGAACAUGGUGAAAAAUAAAGAAGUCAGCAUUGAAGGAGCUUUGCAUUUGGCACAGAAAGAAGUGUAUGCUGAAAAGGAUUCACAGGAUUUGCUAACUGGCUCACAAUUUAACUUCAUUAUCUACAAAUACAAACACUAUCGGUGGCAGAAACGAAUUUUGCAGAUUGAUUUCAACACAAAGACCAUUUUUAACAUUGAAAAAGGAAUUAUUAAGAAACAGUUCCCUUUCUCACAAGUCAAAGCCUGUGAAGAUACUGAAAGGAGGCGCUUCAGCAUUGUGUUUCAUGGGCGACAAGAUUAUGAGCUGGAAGCAGUGUCUCUUGAUGAUAAAAGGAAGAACACCUUAAUCAACUCGCCACACCUUGAACAGAGAGUGGAGGAAAAGAAAGGUCUGAUAGAACUGUUUCGAAUACCCUUUACUGUCCAAAAUAAUAGAGCAGAGGAUGUUAGCAAGCUCCAGAAUGAGUGGGUGUCUCUCAUAGAAAGGUACUGUCCCCUGUGCAAAGGUGCCUCACUGCCUCAGGAGGGAUCUCAAGGAUGCACCUCCUCUGAAGCUGAUUAUGAGGAUUUUACUGUACCUCUGAAUGAACAGAAAGAUGAAGCUUUCCACUUUGGUGUGAGUUCUGCAACAACUGGUCUGAACAAGUCUUUGAGCCCCCAGACAAAGCGUGCAGAGGGGGAGUCAGGCCCAGCAUCACCAUCUCUUCCACUUCCCAUAAGUAAGGCAGAGGUACCACCAGCCCCACCUGUGUUCCCGCAGCCCUGCAGCCUCUCUCCAUCGACAAAGAGAACCAAAGCCUUUCACUGGGAUGUUGUUCCUUGCGAUAAGAUUCAAAAAUCUGUCUGGGGAUCUUGUGACCCAUGCAAGAGAAAAAUAGAUGUAUCCAGACUCUGUGAUCAGUUUCAGAUGCAGGACAUGGCAGUAUUUUCCAGCAAUGAACCUUCAGUGAAUCAGCACAUCAUGUUAGAUCGAAAAGUUGCACAUAACUUCAACAUCACCCCACCCGAAGAGAUACAUGGUUUAAAAGGUGUAUGGAAGAGAAAGAUUUUCCGUAUAAAACCAAAUGAGCUGAAAGAAAAACUCUACAUUAUACAUGAAGAGAGUGGUGGACUUACAGAUGAGCAGAUUACAGCACUAAGAAGAUACAUGCCAACACCAAAAGAUGCAGAAAGGUACCAGUCAUUCAAGGGGUCUCCUUCAGAGCUGCAUGUGGUUGAUCAGUUUAUGUUAGAGAUGUGUAAAAUCCCCCACUUAGGCCAGAGGCUGGAUCUCCUGCUUACCAUACGUGAGCUCCCUGUGAGCAUGAGAGAUUUGGAGCCUCUAAUAAACCAGAAAAUCCAAGCGAGUAAGCAGUUGCAAUCCAGCCAGAAAUUUCUUGCUGUCUUGGAGUACAUUUUAGCCAUUGGGAACCAUUUAAAUGAAAAGGCUGGAAAAGAGAAGGCUAAAGGAUUUCGAUUGUCGUCUUUGACCAAAUUACAACUCUUGCGGGGUAAGGAGAGGACAUUCACCUUGCUUCACGCCCUUGUGGAACAGAUCUUCUUACAUGAGCCUGAUCUGGCCAAAUUUUCUCAGGAGUUGACAGAAUUUGAAGCUGUUCCUGAUGCUUCCAUGAAGGGCCUCAGUGCUGAAGUUGAUGUUUUAAAAAAAGAAUUGGAAAAUGUUGUUCAGUGCAGGCGGCUUAUUAAACCCAAGACAAUCAAGGCAACACCUCUGGAGUCACAGUUCUGCAAGGAACUGAAGGAUUUAAUUCAGAAAUAUGAAGGGGAGCUAUCCCAGCUGUCAAAAAGAUGUGAUGAAAUGAAGAAGCUUUAUAGCAACAUACUGGUAAAGUUUGGGGAACCACAAGACCUAGACUCUCAGGAGCUGUUUGGAUGGAUAUCUUCAUUCAUUAGUGAGUUUAGGAAGGCCUGUGCUGAAGUCAUGCCAUAA
Molecule: messenger RNA, 2339 nt
Organism: Antrostomus carolinensis (chuck-will's-widow)
Lineage: Eukaryota; Metazoa; Chordata; Aves; Caprimulgiformes; Caprimulgidae
Product: formin-like protein 19
Exons: 17
Coding region: 408-2339 (643 amino acids)
Source: RefSeq, a predicted model, not a curated record